This is a messenger RNA of Stylophora pistillata, 2079 nucleotides long. RefSeq lists its product as uncharacterized. Lineage: Eukaryota; Metazoa; Cnidaria; Anthozoa; Scleractinia; Pocilloporidae. The record is from RefSeq and is a predicted model, not a curated record.
GGCUUUGCAUCAUGUCAUGAAGGAAGAAGCACAUGGGCAGUCCAUAGAUCAGGCUACAAUUCACGAGAAUGUCAACCAUCGAGUUGUCCAGCAGCAGAACAGCGAAUUUAUAAAAGCAGUGUACGGAAUGGGCGAGUACCGUCUUGCACCAGGAUACGAGAAUUUCAGUAUCGACCCCCUAAGGUGGUCCCAGAUGACACGCGAACAAAGAUCUGCGUACAUAAAGAAAGUCUUAGGUCAAGAAUUACUUGACGACAAGAGUUCAGACGACAUGGCCUUAAAGAAGCUGUCUAUUUCUCUUGAAGAAAGCGGUUUGCCAAAACAACUUGCAUCUCAAGUUGUAGCAGAUAUUUGGCGUAAAGCAGAAAUAAUUCUUGCACGAUUCAAGGUCAUUCCAUUGGACAACGGGAACUUCUGUGUUACUGAAAGCGACAAAGCCUUUACCGUUGAAAAUAAGAAAGGAAAAUUCCACUGCAAAGAUUGUGCUUCGUCUGUGGCAACUGGGGGAUUAUGCCAGCAUUCCAUCGCCGUGGCUGAAACGCAAGGAAACUUAAUGCAGCAGAUCCAAAAUUAUGCGCAGCAAAACGACCUGGAGUCUAGGCUCGCUUUUAACAAUGUCCCCAGAAGUGCUGGUGCAAAGUGUCGCCAGAAGAAGCCUCGCCGAGGUAAUAACAACGUCGAGCAGGAGCCAGUUGUUGAGGAAAUAGAUCCCAAUUCGGUUCAUGAUCCCGAUCUCGACUUUGCGAAACCAUAUCGCUUUACAGAAUUCUACCACAACGACGAACCGUUCAAUAUUGUUUUUGUCAACGACUUCCCAAAUGCCAAAAGCUGUGAGCAGUGCAAGGUGAAUUUCUCUCGGACCCUGCCCAUCGCACCGUGGGAUAUAUGUGUGAUGCAUAAAGAGCGCUACCUCUACCCAGUAAAAGAUCCCGAGAACUCGGCAAAGGUUUUGAGAUAUACUCCCACUAGAAAGAAGACGGCGGCGAGGUUCUACUGUCCAAAGAAAGAGUGUCUGUUGCCACGGCAUCCAUACUUUUGGAAGGGAAGGCUAAAAAUUAAAACCGACGUGAAGGGUAGGCUCCGCGAUAGUCAUAAAAUGGAACUGCUGAAAGGUUUGCGACUCAAGGUAUAAACUGCUUCCACCUGUUAUGGAGAUCGCUUAUAGAAGUGCUUUUCUGAAAUAAAGUGCCUUCCAAAUAUUCACGCAAGGCCAUUUAAAGUUUGAAAAAGGUGGAACAAGAAAGAAACACCCUUAAAUUUAGUUCUAAAACCUUGGACAGGACUUUCGUACGUAACUUCAUUUCUCAUACAGCCAGUUGCUGAAAAUAUUAAAGAAAAGCGGAAAAAAAGAAAAAAAAAUUCGAGAGAAAUUAAUAAGCUUGAACGUUCACGUUCGUUCCCAAUCAGUAAGAAAAAAAGGCGAGCUCUUGCUCUUUUUAAGACGUUUGAAAGCGCAAUAACUUUUGAUAUAUGUGGAACUGUAUUGGUUUGUUUCGCCGACGAUGAAUUUUGACAAUAAUCGAGAGGGAUUUUUAAAAUGUUGCCAAGAGGAGUGCCAAAGAGAUAAGUGGCAACAAAAUACACUGCACUGACACUCCUCAUUUAUCCAACUUAUUGUGUUGUACUACAAGAGAAAAGAUUUCAUUAAGCCUAUCCAUAGUUGACGCGCGAAAUGUAAUCCCUGAGGAUGACACUGCGUGUUAUGUAAAAUUUAGAGGCGACUUCACUUGUUUAAGCUGACUGAGCUAUAUUCCAGAGCUAAAAAUUGUCAGUGAGAGUAAGUCACUGUCCCGAGAACAGUGGCGUUCUGUCAGGCAAAAGUGAAAGCAGCAUUUCAGUGUAGAUGUAUUUAGUUUGUGUAUAAUUUGUUUUACUUGGAAUGAAUUCUCAUUUACUCCUCUGGAAAAAUGUUACAGUUAUAAUGUACGUUGGAUGACAGUUUUUGAUAAAGAAAAGAAAAAGAAAGGAUAUAAUGGGGUAUUAAGAUAAUUCAUACUUUUUUAAACUCAUUUUUGCACCUAUAUAUGUUGUUGGUGUAGAUUUGAACGGGUCCCUUCUGACCUUUUGGCUCAAACUCUA